AUGUCUAGUCGGCCUCAAGUACCUGACGAUACUCGACCCUCACUUUUAUUCCUCCCUCUCGAUAUUCACGUUCUUCUCUUUGAGUAUCUUUCACCCUCCGAUAUUUCAAGAUUGCGCACUCUUUCGCAUGCAUCGUACAAAUUAUUUACUUCACCAGCAGUAUGCUCGCACUACCUCUCUCGUCACGGCAUCUUCCCAGAACCGCAGGAUAGUGCAAAGGCUGAAUUUGACAGUUACUUCCGUCCUCGGUCUAGGAUUAGGAAGGGAACUCCAACCAGGGCAACGGUUAUAGAUGGUCUGAGGUUAACUGAGUUCGAUGCACCAUAUUUCACUAAAAGUCAUGCCUACCGUAGUGCUGGCGAUAACGCAAAUCGGGACGGUGUAGUGGGUUAUAGAACAGCGGCUGGUGACUUGGCGCUCUGUGAUCUUUCUAAUCCCUCUAACUCUACUGUUUUAUUGAUCGAUAAAACGUGGGAGUUUACGACACAAUCGCUGGCCGAGUAUAAUGAGAGUGGUGCGGGUAUGAUUGUUAUGGAACCAGGUAGAAGGAUUAAAGAGCGGAUAUCAGGGAGCUGGUGGCCGGCGGAGUCAUUUGAGAGCAAGGGAAUUGGGAUGAGAAAAUUUGAAGUCAACAUACAUAACGACUUCGAAGGAGAGGUUUUAUUUAUAGAACUAUCGUGGAUUAAGGACGAAAAAGUAAUGGAUCCUUAUGACGUUGUCGCCCUCCUAUCUGCAGCACAUACGCCAUUACCAUCAGAAGAAGAAAGAACAUGGUACCCGAUUGUCGCCAGGACCAAAAGCCUUGGUUUAGUUAUUUCGUUGAAACCCAAAAGCUUCGGACAUCCCCUUGCUACAUUUUCACUACCGCCGAAUCAAUUCCCACACGCAGAAUAUGUUUUAAACUCAUAUUACAUUGCAGGGAUAAUACCGAAAACGCAGCAGUUUGCAUUCUUAAGAUACUCAAGAGAUGACAUGGAAACCGUUUGCGCGAUUCAAGGUGCGAGAAAGGAAGGUCACGGGUCACAGCUAUUUUGGAAACUACAAGAGUAUCUUCCCGCGGUGGUGCUGAUAGACCUAGAAAAAAUGGGGUUAUCGAAGUUUUGCAUCCCGUUUGAAUCAAGGGUAGACUCAGGGAACAACUCAGAUACUCAUAUACAACAGGAUAGAGCUGGGGAGUUGGUAUUCAUAAUAACGGGGACAGGGGUUACAGCAUUUGAUAUCACAAGAAUGAGCCAGUACGGUGGGUUAAACGCUGUAAAGACCUAUUGGUGGAGGCAUCAAGAUUGUAUGAGGGUAUAUGCCCCCUUGGAUGAGGAUUUAGACCAGGAAAAGAUGGAAAGAACACUAUCAUGGCAGCAAUUGCAAGAUACAUCGACUCGCACUAGACUUGGAUCUGAUUUGGGGAGCAAGUUGAUCGCUCCGUCAGUGGGAAGGAUCUGGAGAAGCUUUCUGCCUGGAACGGUUUUUGGCGGAGGGAAUGGUGAUGAUGAGAUGUUCACGAUUGUCAGAGCGUACAACUACGUUAUUCAGGUGGUGCACGGUAAAGCUCCAUCCGAAGAAAUCCAUACAAAGAUACCAGCGUGGGAAAGACCGGAGUUUUUGGUGGCAUGGGAAAUUCCUCUUACGAAGAAGGGGCUCGAAAAAUAUUCCUCUCAGAUGUUAAAUGAAAAAGCUGGAUUUCAGGGUUCCAAAGAUGAGGCGCCAAUUGUGGACCCGGAUGGGAAUACAAAGUUUUCGUAUUCUGAGAAUCCUGAAGGAAUAGACCCGACCAAGAUAAUGCGGUUACAAACAGCCUUAACGAGAAACCUAAAUAGCCUUCUAGCCGCCUCCGAAUCCAAACCACACUCAGUACUGGCAGUACACAUGCCACAGAGAACAUUUGUGAAGGAAAACAGGCAUAAAACGAUGCCUCGAUUCUUAAAAAUUAACGACUACGGGAUAACACUAGAAGGCGAUGAGUUUCGAGAACUUGUUGGACCAGUUGAAAGAGGCAGAUGGACACCGGAAAGGCAUCAUGCCGGCUUACUAAAACUUCCGAGACGACAGCAAAGGGAUAUUCUGAGGAUUAAUUGUGAUAUCAAAUUACUUUGUGAGCGGCCAUAUCCUCGCUCUAUUCGUUCCGAAAAACGACGCAGCAGCUUGAUGAGAGGUUUUUUUCGGGGUAAGGAGGAUAAUUUACAGGCUUGGGAGAAGUAUACAAGCAGAGCACUAGGAUUAGAGACUUUACCUCGAGGAAAUAUUCAACAUAUCAAGGUUGGAGAUAGUGGAAGUUACAUUGCCUAUGUUGUUGAGGUUCGACCAGAGCAAAGAGAGCCUCAUGGUACGCUAAGCGGGGCGUUAGUUAUUGUGCGAUAUGAUUAA
This is a messenger RNA of Orbilia oligospora ATCC 24927, 2361 nucleotides long. RefSeq lists its product as uncharacterized. Gene Ontology annotation, molecular function: protein binding. The transcript has 2 exons. Bases 1 to 2361 code for a protein of 786 amino acids. Lineage: Eukaryota; Fungi; Ascomycota; Orbiliomycetes; Orbiliales; Orbiliaceae. The record is from RefSeq and is a predicted model, not a curated record.